This is a messenger RNA of Exophiala dermatitidis NIH/UT8656, 3777 nucleotides long. RefSeq lists its product as uncharacterized. The transcript has a single exon. The coding region runs from base 1 to 3777 and encodes 1258 amino acids. Lineage: Eukaryota; Fungi; Ascomycota; Eurotiomycetes; Chaetothyriales; Herpotrichiellaceae. The record is from RefSeq and is a predicted model, not a curated record.
AUGGAAAGGCCUUCUGCACCAGCCGGGAGGUCGAAAAGGAUGAAUGAGCAACCUAAUCUCCCACAACACAGCCCUGGAUUUCCUUUGUCGUCGCCAGUACUGGAAAUAGUGACCGCGUUGAAGCCGAGCAACAUUACUGACCUCCUGGAAACCAGUAAUCCAUUCUUCACGCCCAACCCGUUUACAUCCAGUUCCUCCUCUGACGACAGUGGGAAUUCCAGCGGUCAGGACGAAUUCCACCUCGAGCGGUAUAGUCAAGAUGCGAAACGCAUGGCAAAUGUGUCUCACUCGCGGAGGAAUCGUUCUGUGAAGGGUCGACAGGAAACAUCGGCAUCCAAGUCAGCUCGCAGGCCCCGACCGGGGUUGAACAUCGUCACCAACUUCUCUACUCGGGCGAAACGGUCGCAGACUGAUGGCCUGGUAAUUGACAAGGUACACUCACGCCGACCACAGAUCGGACCGCGCUAUGCCACUUCUAUUGUCUCCGCAAAAGCAGAGCAUAUUGGCAAUCCUGACCACGCCUCUCUGUAUGGGAAUGGGAGGCGAAUCGAAAUAUCAAAGGUGGAAAGAUCGGAGGAAAGUAAUGACAAAGAAGCCGGCUUAAAAUUGCAAGAUGCGAAAUCAAAGCGAAAGAUGGGGGCCGAACCUAAGAUCGACGGACAACUCACGACCUCAACUGCACCAUUCCGGCUUCCUGCCGCAUCCCAGCAGCAUCUCAGCAAAGCUCUGAUAGUCAAUGAAUAUUCCCCCGAGGCAAGAUCAAUACUUAUUGGACUUAGCGUACCAGAAAACGAGGCGGAUGCGCACCGACUCACAAAGGGGUUAGACAGUGCUGCCUCCGGGCCCACACCUGACACUCCUGCAAUAGUGGUGACGCCUGCUGAAGAUGGUGAGGCAUGGAAACGCGGGUCUUACGGCGAACGCAGACCUACUUCUGGCAUCUAUUCCAUCUUUCCUCAAGCCGAAGCACAGGUCUCGAAACAUCACACUCCUCCUGUGCCGAAGAUCCCUCAAAGUCAUCUCAACCCUCAAAAGACGACUUCAAGCACCCCUGGUGCAGUUGUUUCUGGCACUACGAAAAGCGGUCACGAACAGGACGAUACCGAGUCCGAAUUUGAUGACGAACGGGGGAUAGAUUCUGUGGACAACGCCCCACGGCCCUCGUUCGAGAGUCAAGAACCCAUAUUGUCCACGGAGUACGAUGCUGGACGGCCUCGAUCACAAGGAUGGUGGAAUCUUAUGCUCUCACCCAUGCUCUCAAGAAAAGGCACCAUUGUGGAUAAGCGCGGCACCAAAAGGGCGGAUGUUCCUCCGGUGCCAGCUGCGGCGGAUACGCACAAAUCGGUUUGCGUGUCUUCUUGCUCUCCAGAUUCCCCAAUGACACCCCGACGCCUCGGUUUGGCCGAAGCCAGGGCCAGUGUUUGGUCUCGUUGGAGCCCAUGGCAGAGGGAACGCAGUGGGAGUCUAGAGACAAACAAGCAAAGUGAAGCUUCUCAUGAGGACAAACAGGUUGAGACAACUCAUGAUGCUGCCGAAUCUCUGGGCCAUAUUUCCAGAAACAACACUAGCCAAUAUUAUCACGCAUGCGCUGUGGAACAGCUGAGCGGUGGGCACUAUUUUGAAUGCCAAAACCAUUCGUGCACGGAAAGACUUCCUCAACUGCAGUCUGUGUUUGAUUGCAGAUCUGCAGACAAGCCGUCGUCCCCUGCAGAGCGCGCUGCUCGCCCUGUCGACGGACACGCCGCCAACGGUAGCAAGUCUUUCGCGAAAGAUACUAGUGUGGUGAGCGAUCUUCCUACUUUAUCCGGUGGACCCGAACCGUCCUCACGGGAGGUUGGCCAAGUGGAAUCAGCUCAAGUUCCCAAAGACAAAUCCCUGGAGACUCCAGGAGAGCAAGGAGACAUGACAGCAGAGCCGCGUUCCCAGUCAGUACCACCAGUUGAUGAGGCAGUGGGGCUCCAGAGGGCACAGCCGUCCCCUGCGUCGGAGGGUAACCACCCCCGUACGCAAUAUCCAAACGUUGCGACUGUCAUGCCGGCGCAUGCAGAUCCUCCCACAAUCAUGUCACCUGGUCCCAUUUCCCCGGAAAUGCAAGAAAACAUGGUAUCUAGGGGCGCGGUACCCAUGACUGAGGUCCGGCAAAAUUCAAGCCAAGUUCCUCCUUCAGGUGAGGCGUACAUGCCGAACCAACCGUCAAUCCCUCAGCAUUUACAACCUUCAGAGAUUACGAUACACAAUUACACAACCCAUGUGGACAGGUCUCCUGCUCGCGAGCCGGUUCAAAUCUUUCAAGCAGAGCCGCCACAACCACCCCCUAGUCCUCAAGUGGGCGGGCAGAGCAGCCGACGCGUUGUCGAGAGAGAAGAACCUCCGAGAAAGGAAGAAUCGGAUGCUUCCCGAAAACCUGGUUUCCUGUCGAAGCUGUGGGGUUUGCUCAAGAAGAAACGAGCCACACCACAAGCAGGUCCGCCGAGGAGCAAACGACAUUGGACAUUGAUCAUAUCCAUUCCGUUGUUCUUGGUUAUUCUGACAUGCUUGCUGCUGGCUCUCUUGCUCACGCGAUCAGGGGACGGUACCCCCGCCCAAAGUCAAUGGCUGAACUUGACAGGCUACCCUCCAAUACCCACGGGUAUUUCUACGAUAGCCAGACCCGAUGCCGUCAAGCAACAGUCUCAAUGCGUCGCACCCGCUACGCUAUGGAGCUGUUCUUUACCCAAAGAAAGCCAGGCGGAGAUUGCGCCCAACAACGCAGAUCAGCCCAACUUCCGGUUUUCAAUUACGUUCAAGAAUGGCACGGUUCCAGCUAAUAUGACGGUUCCUGUGAGUAACGGUACGGGGGAAGCAGGACACGUGGGCAAGCGUGCAAAGGACCCGUUCACCAACGACCUUUUCGAGCCGAAUCCAGAGCCUCCUAGCCGAGCGGACCAGAUCUUCAUGGGAAACACGACGGAUAAUAUCACACAACCGUUUGAAGGAGAAGCAACGCCGUUUUUCAUCACCUUCAUUCCGGUCUUUCCAGCCGACCCGUCCAAUGUCACCAGCAACGAUCCGACUGUUUCACGUUUCCUGGCCCGACGAGCCACGAAUUCUUCAGACUCGAUCCCGGCUCCCGAUGUGCUGGAUGACGGCAGUGCGGCUCCUGCCAACCUGCUGCCUAACGCACCAUAUCCGACAUCACAGCCCAUCAAGCUGUACAAUCGUGGUCAGGCCGACGAACACUACGGAUUUUACAUGUAUUACGACAAGGCCAUCUUUCUGAAGUCGACCACACCCAUCAACACGACGGGUUUCGCGGACAAUGGCGGCGUCGACCCCGAAGAUGAGAAUGGCGGCUCACCACGCAGUGAAUCGAAACUGAGAUGCACCUUCAGUCAGACACGGUUUCUGGUGCGAAUGUGGACCAACCCGGCGUUCGGUGCUACUUUGCUUGCUCCGAUCAUCAACAGCAACAGCACCGGUGGAAACGGCAGUUCAGCGACCAACUUCAACCGUCCUGGGUCGUUUCCAUAUCCCACGACGCUGAGUGUGGACCGACACGGGGGAAAUAUCAACAAAAAGGCCGUGUAUUGUUAUGGGGUGGACGAUUUGCAGGUGAUACAGACGGAUGUCAGGAGUAUUGUGCCCGAGGCGCGUGGCCUGGGGGGAACAUUGAUCAAUCCGGCCCCGCCACUAGUUAAUGGAACAGUUGGUGCAGAAGAAGCUGACUUUGACCCAAACGCUGGAGGGAUUGAUGGAGGCACGGGGGGUUGCGAAUGCAUAUGGCAGAACUGGAAUUGA